This is a messenger RNA of Lycium barbarum (goji berry), 1324 nucleotides long. Its product is annotated as protein STRICTOSIDINE SYNTHASE-LIKE 10-like. Gene Ontology annotation, molecular function: strictosidine synthase activity. The coding region runs from base 99 to 1109 and encodes 336 amino acids. The transcript has a single exon. The record is from RefSeq and is a predicted model, not a curated record. Gene Ontology annotation, biological process: biosynthetic process. NCBI's taxonomy places the organism in Eukaryota, Viridiplantae, Streptophyta, Magnoliopsida, Solanales, Solanaceae.
AUAUCAGUCUACUCUAAUAUAUACAAGUUGCCAAACGCAAAUGUCCUAUAAAAUAAGAGAAAAGUUGACCAUAAUCUCAUCACCAAAAGCCAUUCCCCAUGAAUGCUUCAACUCUAUUAUUGAUCAUCAGUGCAACAACAGCACUAAUUGUCUCAGUAAAUUUAGCCGUCGACCCCCAAAAUGGCCUCCCAAAAUCUGAAGUCAUGCAACUGAAAGGAGCAGUUGGACCAGAGAGUAUAGCGUUUGAUCGAAAUGGUGAAGGCCCAUACACAGGAGUUGGCGAUGGACGAAUUCUCAAGUGGCAAGGAUCAUAUUGGGAUGAUUUUGCAGUCACUUCGUCCCAAAGGAAAAAUUGUACCCGGCCUUUUGCUCCUGAAACGGAGCAUGUCUGUGGAAGACCAUUGGGCUUACAAUUCGACAAGAAAACAGGUGACCUAUAUAUUGCUGAUGCCUAUUUAGGACUCCAAGUUGUUGGACCAAAAGGAGGAUUAGCUACUCCAUUAGUCCAAAAAUUCCAAGGUAAGCCUUUGAUCUUCACAAAUGACAUCGAUAUUGAUGAUCACGACGAUGUGAUUUACUUCACGGAUACAAGCACAAAGUACCAGCGCAGACAAUAUUUCACGUCUCUUUUAAGUGGAGAUAGUACUGGCAGGCUAAUGAAAUAUACUAAAUCAACCAAGGAAGUUACAGUUUUAUUAGGAGGCCUUGCUUUUGCAAAUGGUGUAGCGUUGAGCAAAGACCAUUCUUUUGUGCUAGUGGUUGAAACUUCUAAUAGUAGAAUAUUGAGGUAUUGGCUUAAAGGCCCUUAUAAGGGAAAACAUGAUACAUUUGCUGAGUUGCCGGGGUUUCCUGACAACAUUAGCAUAAAUUCGAAAGGGGAAUUUUGGGUCGCUCUGCAAUCAUUUGCACAAUUGUUGAGUAUUUCAGAUUCUGACUUGUUAGGCGUGCAUGCUGCUGCAAUGAAGCUAAGCGAGGACGGGCGAGUUUUGGAGGUUUUAGAAGAUGUGGAAGGCAAGACGUUGAGGUCUAUAAGUGAAGUUCAUGAGAAAAAUGGCAAGUUGUGGAUCGGUUCUGUUGUGAUGCCCUUUCUGGGAGUGUAUAGAUUAUGAGUUUUAAGUUAUAUACAUAUAGUCAGUAUAAAAGAUUUUUUUUUUUACAUUAGGUCAUCCAAAGUAUAUCUAUAGCAUAUCAACUACCUAGAGAUCACCCUACGAGUAAGUUAUGUUAAUUUUCGCUUCUAGUAUGAUGAUUUUAUUCUGUUGUUCGCUAAAGGUUCCUUCUGUUUUCGCUUGAUGGUUCAGUAAGGAAUAUAUGCGUUCUUAUA